ACAAUAGACAACAAAUAAAUUAGAAAGUGUAGACAAACUCGUGUAUUAUUUUUUACACUUAUAAAACAAAUGAAUGCAUAAAAUAGUUACAGAAACACACAUUAAUAUUUUUUAUAUAAAUAGAAAACAAUGAAUAAGAAAAUAUAGAAAGCACUUGUCACCAUACCUCCUCGGAUGACAACACCACCCAGCUGAUCUGGUGGCUCGAGUAAAUCCUCCGCCAUCCUGAAAGAAUCUCAAGAUGGACUCAUCAGAUUCACCCAGAAUGGAUACCUCAGGCACAUCUGAAGAGCUUGACACAUCCCUGGAGAGCUCGCCUAGCGAGUUGGCUGACCAAACAAUUCGGAGGACGCCUCAACGACCGUCGCCCUUCACUCUAAGGUCCCAAUGUGCUGAUGGCAAGUGUCCGAUGGGCACUGGCAUACUCUUCCGCUCCAGGAUCAGCCCGUCUCCCAGCAAGCAAGAAGACGCUAACUACAUGGAAACCCGGAGUGGAAACAAAUAUCGCACAUGUACCACACAAGAGCGGACUCGAAGUAGGCGUCGACGGCGGUCUGAUCAAAGUCGCGUGGACACUACCAACAGCAGCGUCAACACUUCACACCUACUAGAGCUAUCCCACGACCACACACACCUCCACGACCACUCACACGACGACCACACACACCACCACGACCACAUCAGACAUCACCACAACCACUCACACUACCACGACCACUCACACCAUCACGACCGCUCACACGACCACAUCAGACAUCACCACGAACACACGACUCAUUUACACGACCAACCACACGGCAACAUCCACACACUUCAGCACCUACACCACCACCACCACGACCACAACGGGGUCCACGCGCUAGAGCAUCACCACGCACCACAAUCACCGCAGCUCCUGAACAUUGGCGAGAUGGUGGGACGACGCUUGAGGACCCCACGCAAGAAGAAGGAUUCUUCUGUGGCUUCCAAAGAAAAUAAGUCAACAACAGUUUCUCAGGCACUGGUAGACUGCAGCAGCAAUGGUAGGCCACAGAUGGGUAUGAAUGGUGGCAUAGGAGGCCUUGCUGAAAGUGUGAAGAACAGUGUUAUCAGCUUUCUCACACCGUCCACAGAGAGAAGUUUGCCUGCUAUUGUGGAAUCAUCAGAAUCAGGAUUUGAAGAAGGAAAUUUAACUGGUGAGACUGUGACGGCAUCUUCACCAUUUGCUGAGAAGUUUGUAUGUGCUCGCGAGUUCUUUGCUGAGGCUCAAACAAGAGAUCGUCUCACCAGUGACUAUUUUAGUGGAACUGACACACCUUCUAAGCUCAGGAACAGCUCACGACGGCUCACCCUUCGAAAACCAUACAACCAGUACAUUGCUUACUCAUCUGAUGAAGAACUUGAUGAGUGGCAGCAACAGCCCAAGUCAGAUUACACCUACAGUGAGUCGCUCACCUACCGUGAUCGGGUGACUCCAGACCGGAAGAUCGGGUCCCCCAACAUGUCCCGUCGGGGUCUAAGGGGUGGGAACAUAAAUUAUAUUAAGUCACCGGAUUUCACCGUAUCAAAUAUGGCCCUUGAGACCGACAGUAGUCUCUUAAACCUCAGGACGAGAACUGUGCUCAGACCAAUGGAUGCUCUCUCAGAUACCAGUGACGGUGAGGAAGUUCAGGUAGAGAUCCCAUCUACCCGCCGAUUAAGAUCAAGCAGAAGCCGGAGUAUUGAUAUCAUGCCUAAAGUCAAUGGUUCUGCAGUUACCAGAACUAUUACUACUAAUUCUCUCACAACUACAAGAACCCUUCAUUGUGGCCUAGACACAGAAAGUGAUGUGGAUGAUGGCACGGAGUCUACGGUACCCCUCCGUGCCACUCCACUUACAGCAAGAAGUGGUACACCACUUGGCCGUGCAGGAACCCCCAUCAACAGAUGUCAUUCAAAAUCAAAAAUGUUAAUUGAUACUUCUAAAGGGGGCUACACGUUAGCUAAAGGAGCCAUUGCAGAAGAUUUGGAAGAAGAGGAGAGACCUGAAAAUACAGUAGUAGUCUGGACCAAGAAGACCUGGCAUAGUAUAACUCGGAUCACUACACUAAUUACCACAUCCUUCAUCAUGAUGGCUGCCAGAGCAGUAACUCCCACAGCUGCUGAUUCAUCAUCAACCUCAGAAAAAUCUUCAAGAUAUUCUUUUCUGUCAACCAUCAACACCACUCGAAGGAAAAUGACAAGAGUAACGACAGAAUUCUUUGAAUCAACAAGAGAACGUCUGAGGAAGAACCCAAUUCUACUUUGGAUUCCUCUUCUUUUUAUAUUAACUUUGUUGGCUCUUACUGCUUACUGGUGGCUGUUGCAGUCUCGUGCCAAGACAGGUGAUACUACUGACCCCACACAAACUGAUGGACCUUCUUUCUUACAUUUAAUUUUGACAACUGCAUCUGAUCUCACCCACUGGGUGUUUUCUAGCAUCUCCCAAGGCUUCAUAUUUCUUCAGGAAUCUACACUAAGCUUAGUUUCUUGGUUAGCAUCUGCUUGUUACACAGGUCUCAUGUCAGUGUGGUUGACAAUUGUGGGAAUGUUUACUUGGCUUGGGUCUGUAGUACAAACUUGCUUGGCAUACAUGUUAAAGUUCCUUUACUUAAUGCUGGAGUAUCUACAAUACCUUGCUUUGGCCAUCUUGAGUUUCUUCUCUUCAUCUGCAUCUUAUGUGUCUGGCCUCUUCUUGCCUAUUAUUGGCUCUAAUGAAACAGAAGAAGAAAUGCAAACUGUAGAUUCAGAAACUCGGUCAUGGAAUAUCAUUACAUGGGCUUCAAGUUUUUCUCCUAUGGAACGUAUAUCUGAAGCGUAUGUGAGCCUUUCAGAAGUAAUACAAGCUUCAGGUAACUGGCUUUGGACUGGGUGGCUGUGGCUGGUGCUAACUGUUGCUGAAGCUCUUACCACUACUGCAUCAUUCAUCCUCUGGCUCCUGGGCUCUACAUGGGCUUUUAUCUGGUACCUGGUAUCUGGACUCUGGACAUUACUGACUUAUGCAAUUGUUGGUACUGUUGGGGUUGUAACAUCUACUGCAACUACAGUAUCAUCUAUAGUAGUUGGAACUUUAUCUACAGUUACCAAUAAUGCUAAACUGCUUGUACUGCCAUUCACCCAGACAAAUAAAUCAAAGAGCAAAGAAACAGUAACACCAAAGGCACAAGAAACAGUAACACCAAAGGCACCAGCAAAUGAACAGGCAGUAAAUUUCAAGGGUAUAUCGGUUGCAGAAGUUGCAAGUGUAGUGUUGAACAGUCAGGAACUGAAGGCCCUUAUUGCUACAGUAGCUUCUGAAAGUUCUAACAAGGAGCAGCUAACGAUUGAGAAUGUUUCUAGCAUUGUGAUGUCAGCACUACAGGAGGAAAAGGUCCAAAUAACUACCACAGCUCAGGAGACCAACAGUCAUAUACUGUCUCUGAAACAGCAACAUGAACUCCUUCUAAAACAACUGGAUCUGCUGGGUGCAGGCUUAGCUAAAAUUGAGGGAACAGCUGAGGUGGACCGUAAGCAUUUGGUGGCCCACAGACAAGAGUAUGAGAAGCAGUUGGUAAACCUCAGAAACCAGAUUGAGCAGCUCAGCAGCCAGCUCAAUGACUUGCAGAGUGACCAUGCCAGCCUGGCCACAGAAGUAAAAACCUGUUGCAAGAACACCAGUGUUACUUUGGCUGAUGUUGAAAAACAUGUAACUAUUCUCCUGGGAGACAUACUGGGCCUUCCAGGUUCAUCCUCAAAUGAAGAUUCAGAAGGCAAUGAUGGAAUUAGAAGGUCCUGGACUGCUGGAGACAUGGGAGCAUGGCUGAAAAGUUACUUUGUUGCCAAGGAAGAACUGGAAACAAGACUCAACACUUUAAGGGCAACGAUGAUGGCAAAGAAUGUUGAAGCAGAAGGUGGUGAAACAACACGAGUAGUAAUGGAAACGGUUUUACAAAAGCUACGUGUAGAAAUCCACAAGCAACACACUGAGUUCGUUGAAAUGUCUAAACAACAGGUGGCCGAACAAGUGAAUCAGCAAGUAAAAAUAGCUGCUACUGUUUUGGGACAACAAGUAUCAGAACAGUUACAGCAUCAACUUCAAACUUCCAGACAGCAACUUCAUGACAGUGUUAAUGUUGCCGUAAAUACUGCUCUAAAGGAAGUCGUUCCUGAACAUGUUGCUACAGCAGUUUCGGAGGCUGUAGCUAUUGCUGUACCUGAAGCUGUUGCAGCAGCAGUUCCUGGUGCUGUUGUGGAAUCAAUUCCAGGUGUUGUGAAUGUAGCUGUUGAAGGUGCUGUAGAUACAGCUGUUGAGAAGGCAGUUGUUGCUGCAGUGUCUGUUGCUGUUUCUGAUGCAGUGAAUGUAGCUGUAUCAAAUAUUGUAGAUGAAGCUGUACCCAAGGCAGUUGCAAAUUCUGUACCUGAUGCUGUAGCAGAAGCUUUGCCAAUUGCUGUUAAUAAAGCAGUUCAAAAGGCUGUAUCUAUUCAAGUACAAGACACUGUUGCAGUUGUUGUGCCAAAGGUAGUUGCAUCACUUUUACCAGCUGCAGUGAAUGAGACUGUAUCUUUAGCCAUCACAGAAGCUCUUAAGGACUUAAAAGCAAACAAGGAAAAUGAACUUGGGGAGGAAGGAAUGGAAGUGGUAACAGGGGACUUCUUAACCUCUGUGAACCACACACACAAUAGCAGGAGCGGUUCAAACAUUGAUGUUGAUUUUCCGGGGAUGACCUUUGAUGCUGGAUUGAACAAGUCUGCAGUAAUUCGGAUUGUGAAUGAGGCCCUUAAGAAAUAUGAUGCAGACAGGACUGGUAUGGUGGAUCAUGCUCUGGAAAGUGCUGGAGGAAAUAUAAUUUCCACUCGCUGCACUGAGAGCUAUCAGGUCCAUCAAGCAGAAGUCAGUAUUUUAGGUUUUACAGUUUACAGAUAUUUCACAAACAACCCUCGCACAAUCAUCCAGCCUGACCGGAUGCCUGGUCAGUGCUGGGCUUUUAAGGGGUCUCAAGGAUAUAUUGUCAUUCAGCUAGCUGGUCUCGUGAAUCCAUCAGCCUUUAGUCUCGAACACAUCCCCAAAUCCUUGUCACCAAGUGGAACGAUUGACUCGGCCCCACGUGAGUUUGAAGUAUGGGGUCUUACAUCUGAAAAUGAUGAGGGUGUUCAUUUUGGGAGUUAUGAAUAUGAUCAAGAUGGAGAGUCCCUUCAAACUUUUAUUGUGAAAAAAGAAAGCAGUGAAUAUUUCCCACUUAUUGAGUUGAAAAUUAACAGUAACCAUGGUAAUAUACUCUACACCUGUCUAUACAGAUUUAGAGUCCAUGGUAAGAGACUUUAGUACGUUUGCAAGAAUUGUGAUCUCAGGCAUUACUUAAUACUUAAGUGAUGAUACUCCCAAGUGCUAUUAAGUUAGUGACAGGUGGCCUUAAAAUCUUGAAUCUAGAGUUAGUUAAUGAUACGCCACUUAAAACUUUUCCUAAAAUUGAGGUAUUUUAUAGAAAAGUACAGCACAAUAUCUACGUCCACUUGCAUCUGCAUAAAGGUGUAUUUAUGGGAGAGUAUGCAGGAAGAUUAUUGUAGGUGAAGUAAUUUUAGUGUGUGAAUGAGUCGUGUUUGUACAUUUCAUGGAGUGAGAGUAUGUGUAAUCUGUCAAUUCUUGUGAUAUUGUAAGAGUAAAUGUUGAGAAUGCAUGAGACAUGAGUACCUGCAGUUGUAAUUCAGAGUGAGCCAUCUCUGAUGAAAUUAGUGUGACUGGAUUUCCUUAUCAGUUAAUUUCUUAUUAAUAUGAGAAGUGUUCAGAUUACUGUAUUUUAUUUUGGCAACAAUGCAAAUUGUCCUCUUCAUAUGAAAUUUCAUGGUGUUAAAAUUUUGUAAGGAAAAUAGUGAGUAUUUUAUCAUUUUAUUCCAGGUGAGUUGGUAAUGCCAUUAAAAUUUCCAAGUAAUGUAUUUAGUUAUGCCCAAUUUGAAAACAAUGAGUUUUCUCAACUUUUGUAAAUUUUCAUAUGCAUUUGCAAUAACCAUUUAAACACAACAGAUUGAUACAUAUAUAUUUAUAUAUAUUUUAUUUAAAUAGAAACAGGUAGUGGUGCUUUUAUACUGCCAUCUUAUGAAUUCGGUAAUUGUCUUGAAAAGCCUUUACAAUACUGGUACAGUAUCUAAAUUGUAACUUUAUAAAAGAUGGAUUUUUUAGAUAUGACUAAGAAUGACAGUCAGUUAAGGGUCUGUUAAUGACAGUGGAGGUUGUUUCUUGGGUUGUCAACUACAUUCGUUGCCAAAGGUUCCUUGUUUUGUGUCAUUUGCAAGUCACACGGAAUAUUUGCCUGUUUUAGAGGCUUGGAUAUAUUGUCAUAGUUUGCAUUCUCAAAGAAUUAAUUUGUAGUAACCCAAAGAUAUGUAGAUAGGCAAAUUAUUACAUUAUUUUUAUGGAGGUACAAAGAGAAUCAAUGUUAGAAUGUGUAUGUAGAUGUAUGUACUUAUUUUGUACAGAUCUUUAACAUAACUUUAUAGGAGUAACUUUUGUACAUUUUUGAAAAGACAAGAAACAAAAUAUAUAUGACUAGGGAAAUAGCUGUUGUUUGCACCUAGUUGACUGUAGCCAGACCUGCCAUUUUUCUUUUUUUUCAUGCUUUCAAGGUAUGAUCAUUUGCUAGUCUUCAUUCUUUAUCUGACAAAAGAAACUAAUAAACAAUAACCUAUAA
Molecule: messenger RNA, 6659 nt
Organism: Homarus americanus (American lobster)
Lineage: Eukaryota; Metazoa; Arthropoda; Malacostraca; Decapoda; Nephropidae
Exons: 18
Coding region: 242-5299 (1685 amino acids)
Biological process (GO): nuclear envelope organization
Cellular component (GO): meiotic nuclear membrane microtubule tethering complex; nuclear envelope
Molecular function (GO): protein-membrane adaptor activity
Source: RefSeq, a predicted model, not a curated record